AUGCCAGAUCCGCAGCCUCCCAACCCUAAAGACCUGAUGAAUCUAUUUGAACUCGUCAAAAAGUACAACAACUUCCAAAGCAGAGGCGAUGACUGGGAAUUUGGUUACUAUGUUGGAAAGGACUGGAAGAAACUGGGAGUUGUCACCGCUCGCCACGCCGAACUUCUACUAGGCUUGAAAGCGAAGUUGGCCAAGCACCUUUUGUUCGACAGGAUGAGCGCUGAACAGAGACCAUGUCAACGUAUUCGGGUACACGCGGACCAUUUGAAGGAUUCGGACGCAUUCGUUAAGGGAAUCAGAGACAUACGAGAUAUCCUUUGCCGAAGUGAGAAUCGACAUAGGGACAAGAAUUUCGGAGCCGUCUGGGAUGACGAGAAUGAGAUGUGGCCGCUGAGGCUGCACCUGUACGGUACUACCUGGCUGUCAACUGGUUUCUUCUGCGGCUUGAGCCCCGUCUUCGGUAUUGUUACUACUGGCGUUCAUCUAAAUGUCUACAAUGGUAAAAAGGAAGAUCCGAAAGCCUACUCAAUAUUCGUUGCAAAACGUUCCGACAAGAAGUCAACAUUUCGUGGCAUGUACGAUCAGUGCGCUGCUGGAGGCUAUCAGUACGCAGGUGGGGGUUUCGGCGAAGCUGGCGACAAGACUGCGGAAGAAUGUCUGAAACGGGAAGUGAAAGAAGAACUCACCAGUAGUCUACUGCGCCGGUGGCUCAAGGAUGUCAAGAAAGCCUCCCCGAUUCAGUAUGCUGUCCUGCGGGAUGAACGGUGGGGCGAAAACUUUCUUGGUGCCCCUGAACUCGGCGUCAAAAUUCCAUUCGAUCUGGAAGUAGAAGAAGACCCGAUUUUCAAGCCCAAUCCGAAAGAAGUCAAGUUAGUCGAGAAGAAGUCUGUCGACGAGAUUGUCAAAGAUCUUAUCAAUGGAGAAUUCAAGCCAAACUCCGCACUCGUUAUGAUCGAUUUCCUGAUCCGACACGGCUGUCUGGGAAAACCCUCACCUGGUGACGUUUUGGAUAAGAUGAGUGGAAUGCUCCAAGAGCACGCAAUUGUCAAUGGUCUUCCUCACUGGAGUGAUGAGCAAGAUCUCUGA
This is a messenger RNA of Colletotrichum costaricense, 1086 nucleotides long. RefSeq names its product thiamine pyrophosphokinase. The transcript has a single exon. Bases 1 to 1086 code for a protein of 361 amino acids. Lineage: Eukaryota; Fungi; Ascomycota; Sordariomycetes; Glomerellales; Glomerellaceae. The record is from RefSeq and is a predicted model, not a curated record.